This is a messenger RNA of Symbiodinium sp. CCMP2456, 467 nucleotides long. The record is from the annotation of a GenBank genome assembly. Lineage: Eukaryota; Dinophyceae; Suessiales; Symbiodiniaceae.
GCAACGCCUUGUUCAAGCACCUGGCAGAGAAAUGCGACCCCCUGGCUGCCAAGGCCAAAGAGGGCAAGGAGCGCCUCCUUGUCGUAGUCGGCUACCUGGGCUCUCGCUACCGCUGCAGCGCCUACCAGAAUGAGCGGGAGGAGGCCACACUCCCCUCAGUUGAAGGGGCGGUGAUCUCGGCAGUGCGCCGUGCCUGGGGGAAGGACGUCUUCUUGUCCGCCGUGCGCAGCGCACGGACGGACCGAGGGUUCCAUGCGGCCGAGAACGUUCUCAUCCUUACGCUCAGGCCUUGCCUUCGCGACGACGCUGCCCUGCUCCGGGAGCUCCGGGAUUCCGACAUCCGGCUUCUCUCGCCGGUGGUCCCGGUAUCCUCCUUGGGGCCUUCGGCAACCAUCUUUGACAAGGUCUAUGCUCCGCGGCGACGAUCCUUCAACGUCUACAUCCCGUAUUGGGCCCUCAUGACCGAG